GGUAAUGACAGUAUAACUUAUAAAGAUCAAAAUACCGAAAAAAAAUAAAAAACAAAACAAAACAAAAAACAUCAUAAUAAAAUGUACACAAUUCAAAAACUCAUUCAUACACAAAUAAAUAUCCGGGAAAUCUAAUUCCACUGUUAACCAACUACAUAAACAGUCAAAUCGAUCGCAAAUCACGGCAACUGCAAACGUUUGCAUAAUGGAGCCAACUCUAACACCUUACUAUAUAGGCCUGGAUAGAUUUAUCAAAGGACUCGCUCAGCUCGAGAACAAUUCGAUACACUUCCCGGCCAAUGGGAGCUUAAGCAAAAACGAACACAUGGACAACAAUGCGAACAUGGCUAGCAACGGUGAAAUUCCAAAUCGGCUGAAACCCAAUAACUAUGAAGUCAAUAUGCGCACUGAUAAUGAACUGCUUGUCUUCGAAAUUGUCGAUCCGAGUGAGAUGACACAGGAGCAACUAGACUAUGUCCAGAAUUGUGAUCUCUUUUCACCCGACAUGAUUCCGUCGACUUCUAGUAAGCGCCUGUACGAAAGGCAGGGAACGAGAACUAUGAGCCAGGUUGAGAACAAUUGGGUGCCACCGCCCGCACCACCAUUGCCUGUCUCUGAAGAUUUCAAUCUUUAUACGGAAAAUUUUCCACCACUGCCAGUGCCAAAGCGCAAUGGGAUGCGAAAACACUAACCAGGGAUCCAUUUAUAUAAAAUACAUAAUUUUUCUAUUUGGAGACGGUGAAAGUCACAUGCGCACAGUUUCAGCAUUAGGUUUCAUCACGAAAUUAGGGUACUUUUACAUUCAAAUAUAUUGGAUCUGUCACUUUAAA
This is a messenger RNA of Drosophila mojavensis, 830 nucleotides long. RefSeq lists its product as uncharacterized. The record is from RefSeq and is a predicted model, not a curated record. NCBI's taxonomy places the organism in Eukaryota, Metazoa, Arthropoda, Insecta, Diptera, Drosophilidae. The transcript has 3 exons. The coding region runs from base 206 to 691 and encodes 161 amino acids.